This is a messenger RNA of Ilex paraguariensis (yerba mate), 2529 nucleotides long. Lineage: Eukaryota; Viridiplantae; Streptophyta; Magnoliopsida; Aquifoliales; Aquifoliaceae. The record is from the annotation of a GenBank genome assembly.
CGGAGAGAGAGAAUGUGGAGAAGAGCUCUCUCUUUGGUUGCACAAAGACGGUUUUCUUCGGAACCUGGUAUCCCAACUCUUUACUCUUUUCUGCAACCAUCAAUUUUUGCUCUGAGUAGAACUUCACAGCCAUCCUCAGACCCACCAAAAUCCCAAUAUCAAACCACCCCCAAAACCCUAACCCAAGACCACCAAGCCACACUUGAGUCGACUCUCCUAACCUCUCUCAAUUACAACAACACUGACGAGGCAUGGAAGUCCUUCAAGACUCUCACCAACAGCUCUUCAUUCCCAAGUAAGCCUCUCACUAAUUCUCUCAUUACCCACUUGUGUUCACUCACUGACACCCACAAUCUCAAAAGAGCUUUUGCUUCUGCGGUUUUUUUGUUAGAAAAAAACCCACAACUUUUAGAACAUGAAACUGUUGGAACCCUUUUGAAUUCAAUGAAAGAUGCGAAUACUGGUACCCCGGCUUUUGCAUUGGUCAAAUCCAUGUUUAAGAAUAGGUUUUUCAUGCCAUUUAGUUUAUGGGGCAAUUUACUUGUUGAAAUUAGUAGGAAAAGUGGUAGCUUUGUUGCCUUUUUGCGGAUUUUUCAUGAGAGUUGUAGGAUUGCUAAGGAAGAAAAGUUGGAUUUUAUGAAACCUGAUUUGUCCGCAUGCAAUGCGGCACUUGAGGGUUGUUGUCGUGAGCUUGAAUCCGUAAGUGAUGCCGAGAAAGUGGUGGAAACAAUGUCAGUUUUGCGUGUUCGACCAGAUGAGUCGAGUUUUUGCUUUCUUGCUUAUUUAUAUGCCUUGAAGGGGCUUGAAGGAAAGAUUACAGCGUUAGAAGGUUUGAUGACUGGGUUUGGUUUUUCUGACAAUAGGAUGUUUCUUUGUAAUUUGAUUAGUGGAUAUGUGAAGUCAGGUAAUUUGGAACUCGUUUUGGCAACUAUUCUACGUAGUUUGAGAGAAAGGGAUGGACAUGGUUCAAAUUUUAGUGAAGAAACAUAUAUUGAAGUGGUAAAAGGAUUUCUUCAAAAUGGGAGUAUCAAGGAGUUAUCAAAUUUGAUAAUUGCAACUCAGAAGUUGGAAACCCCCACCAUCAUGGUUGACAAAUCUAUUGGGCAUGGUAUCAUCAAUGCUUGUGUUAAUCUCGGAUUAUUAGAUAAGGCACACAGCAUUCUGGAUGAAAUGAAUGCUCAAGGGGGUUCUGUUGGGCUUGGGGUCUAUGUUUCAAUCUUGAAGGCUUAUUGCAAAGAGCAACGAACGGCUGAAGCUACUCAAUUGGUUACAGAAAUAAGUAAUUCAGGACUCCAGCUGGAUGCUGGUACCUAUGAUGCUCUAAUUGAAGCAUCCAUGUCGAGCCAAGAUUUUCAAUCGGCAUUUUCUCUGUUUAGGGACAUGAGAGAAACUCGAAUACCUGAUUUGAAAGGGAGCUACUUGACCAUAAUGACGGGCUUAACAGAAAAACAUCGCCCUGAGCUGAUGGCAGCCUUCUUGGAUGAGGUUGUUGAGGACCCUCGAGUUGGAGUGAGCACACAUGACUGGAAUUCAAUUAUUCACGCAUUCUGUAAAGCUGGGCGGUUAGAAGAUGCAAGGAGGACGUUCAGAAGGAUGAUCUUCCUUCGGUUUGAACCAAAUGAACAGACAUAUCUUUCACUCAUUAAUGGUUAUAUGACUGCAGAGAAAUAUUUUAGCAUUUUGAUGCUGUGGAAUGAGGUCAAGAGAAAAGUUUCAAUCGAAGGAGGGAAGAGGUUCAAAUUAGAUCAUAGCUUGGCCGAUGCCUUUCUGUAUGCUUUGGUUAAGGGGGGUUUCUUUGAUGCAGUGAUGCAAGUUGUGGAGAAAUCGCAGGAGAUGAAGAUAUUUGUUGAUAAGUGGAGGUGCAAACAAGCAUUCAUGGAGAAACAUAAGAAGCUCAAAGUGUCAAAAUUGAGGAACAGAAACUUCAGGAAAAUGGAAGCACUUAUUGCUUUCAAGAAUUGGGCUGGUGAGGCUUCCGUACAGAACACAGCUCAAUGGCUACCAAGGCUCAAGGUGGAAAUGAGAAAGAUCAUUUUCAAAUAUUGGAACAGUUACAGUUUUGUUGGGAUGCUGAGCUUUGUGUUUGCUCCCGAACCACACAAAAUGGACUCUGAGGAGAUGAGGUUGAGGGAAGAAAAAGAAGUAAUGGUUUUGAAGAAUUGGAAUAAUGUGGUCACUUCCACAAUAGAUUCUUUGUUCUCCGAUCACAAACAUCAUUCUGGCAAUAGGUUUAGCUUUGGGGUUGUUGAAAUUUUCUGCAAAACAUGGGAAUCAGAACUGCCAGGAUCAAACCAUGUAGUUCACCUUUUAUGUGUUGAUCAGUUUGAUACAGAUGCUGUUGGGGCAUACUGUUACAUUCCUGCAGUGUUUAUGGGCACUACUGUUACAUUUAUUUUCAGGCACCAUCCUCUCUAUAGAUUUCGUCUAUCACGGAAAAGUCUUAUUGGGAGAACUUGCCAGUGGGUGAGACACCAGGCAAGAUCUCAGUUCUCAGCUGUUGGAGGGAAACUGGCAACUGGAAAGUACUGA